Molecule: messenger RNA, 3150 nt
Organism: Thamnophis elegans (Western terrestrial garter snake)
Lineage: Eukaryota; Metazoa; Chordata; Lepidosauria; Squamata; Natricidae
Gene: LRRC27
Product: leucine rich repeat containing 27
Exons: 12
Coding region: 221-1774 (517 amino acids)
Molecular function (GO): protein binding
Source: RefSeq, a predicted model, not a curated record
ACCGGUGGGGGGGGGCAGCCUGCUCCCUCCGGGCCACGGCAUAAAGAAAGGGCGGAGAGGCCGACACAGGCCGCGGCUGGGAGGCCGGUGGGUGGGGGGGGCGGCACAGAGCAGCGGAGCUCCCCAAAACAGCCGCCCCUUCCCCGCGCCGCUCGGCGGAUUGAUUAUCUUUGAAUACAGAGCUGCUAGACUUUCUGGCUUUAUCAAAGUUAACUAACAAAUGGAAGAAAAGUGGUAUUAUACAGAAAACAAUGGCAGUGGAGAUAACCGUCAAAAUACUCAAAGGCGGAGUGAUUCAGUUUCUAGUUCAUCAAGGCGCAUCCACCGAGCUCUUGAAAAACUGGUAUCUAAUUCAGCGGUCUCUCUGGAUCUAAGUCGAAAAGAUUUACAACAUCUUACUGCAGAAAUGUAUAGAUUAUUUAACCUUAGAUAUUUACAUCUGGAAGGAAAUUCCCUUUGUGUAAUUCCUGAAGAUUUUUUUCAGAGUCUGUCAAAUCUUACUUGGCUAGAUCUGCGCUAUAAUAAGUUGAAAGAGCUUCCUUCUGGGAUUGGAUGCCACAAGCAGCUGAAAACUCUCCUGUUAGAGAGAAAUCCUAUUAAAAGGCUACCAGUGGAGCUUGGCAACGUAGCUUCCCUGACAGCCUUAAAUCUCAGGCAUUGCCCUCUGGAAUUUCCCCCCCUUGAAGUGAUACAGAAGGGUCUGCCGUGCAUUUUAUGCUUCCUCCGAAAGAACUGUCAUCAAAAUGUUGAGUAUGCCGAGUCUAUUUCUCCAGACUUGCCUUCUCCGCUAGAACAAGAAGCAAAGGCCAUUGUUAGAGAAUACAAGAAAAAAUGUGACAGACCUCCUGAUCGUAGGAAAGCUUUCAACGCUUUGUGGAAACAGAUGAGCCUCUUUAAAAUGCCUCCUGUUGAAAAAUUAAAUUUGGCAGACAUCAUGAAAUCCAGUUUGGAUUUGUCCGACGGAUGGCCCAAUGAGGAGGAGAUGAUACGAUUUAAGAAGCUACGGGAUGAACUUAUCCAAGAUGAAAGACAAGAUUAUCCUGAAGACAAAAUAGCAACCAAUGACUCUCUGCUUACAUUAAGGAGAACCAGGACAAAGGAAAGCCUUUCUCGCAAAUCAUCCAUACUUUCAUCAAGGGAUAAAAAGAAUCUGUUUCCUGCUGCUUCAUCAUAUGAUUUCAUAAUCCAGAGUAAGAUGGCAGAGGAGUGCAGAUUGGCAGCAUUAAAAGAAAUGAGGGGAAAACAAGCUUUAAUUGAACAGCGGAGAAAAGAUAAAGAAGUUCUUCAGAAAUGGAGAAAACAGUCCAGAAAGAUAAGAGAAAAGAAAGGAAUAUAUACAUAUUCACCCCAAAAAGGAAAUACAAUGGUAUCCCAAAACGCACCUUAUGCUACCGAUAAUAUUAAGAGCAAUGACAAGCUAGACAGUUGGAGAGAACCAUCUGACCUGGAUGAGCACAUAGAAACAGCGCAAAAUAUAAAUUCAAUAAAAGCCACUGAUACCUUCAGGGCUGCAAAAUACAAGGAAGUAGAAAAUCGCAUUAAACAGCACACACAAUUAAUGAAAGAAAAAAGAAAAAAGUUAAGAGGAUUACCCAAAGAAGAUAUGGAAAAAGCAAAUCAAGACCUUGAAACUGUUGAACAUUUGGAGGGGGAGCUUACUGAAUUGAAGAAGGACCUUCACAAGGAGUAUCGUUUCACCGCUUUUACAGGCGAGCUGCUCCCCACAGCAGAUAAUCUCCUACCCACAAAUAUAUUUUCUAAAAUGACAUUUUAAGUGGAUGAAAGACUGUCUCUCACGCAGCAGCCUCUCACUGGCUGUUUUUCUGGGGAAUCUGUUUUUUAAAGAAACUUUAUAAAACUACGUAUUCCCUCUCUAUUGUUGUUUAUGUUUCUACUUCAUAAAGUUAGAAUUUAUGCCCUAAGCCUUUGGAAAACCUUAUGAUGUAGUUGUAGUGUAGGUUUAAAGAUAGUGUGGUUGCAUUUUGUUCCUUCUAUCUUCUCAGAAUUAUUUUGUGAAGGUAUGUUUCAUAAUUUAAUCUGUAUUAAGUAUCAAAGUUUUUUAUGUAAUUGCAUAUUGUGCUAAUUCUGGUAUAGUAACCUCAAAUAGGUUUUUUGAGAAUGGGAGAUGAUCAACUUGACAUUUCAUCACUCUUAAACCAGUGGAUCUCUUCUCCCCCUCCCCCACCAAAAAACCCUCAUUGAGAAGAUUUAGAGUGAUAUUUAGCUCAUUAGCAUCUGCGUGGCUUAGCUGAGAGGCCUAUUUUCCAGAUUAAGAUAAUAUUUGGCUUCAAAGUUUCUAACCAUAUAUCAGAUUUUAUUUUUGUGCCCUCAAAAGGGAUAAAGCUUGUCACUGAACUUGGAUCCUCAAGGAUUUUGUUAUUACGGAAAUGUCAAGGCUGAUGGAAAGCUACACAUUGAACUUGAGAGGUAUGGCUAGCAAACAAAUCUCACGGAUAAAAUGCAUUUUAUCAUAUUAAGCAAAUAACUUCUACCGAGACCCAUUGCUCUUGUCUCCAUGUGUGAUGUUUGGAGUCAUUUAAGGAAUGCAGAUAUUUUGCUUAAAUACCAAGAAAUCAGUGGCAAAGUGUCAAGAGUAAAGAGGCUGCUCUGAUCUUUCUGUAUUUCUUUCAAUGAUUUAUGUAACCGCCCACUCGGCAUAUAACUCAGCCUCCUUAGAUUUAAACAAUCAAAGACAGGAUGCGACUGUAGCAGCUGUAUUGCUCUUGAUACAAUAAACAGCUGGUGUUUCUUCUCUGUUUCCGAGUCCUGCCUCUGAUUAGUGCUUGGCUUGGGGCGAAAUAACAUUUUCAGGUGAAAUAUACUUUCUAGCAGGCUUGCAUUAUGGUGGCUACUAAUACUAGCCGUCUGUGAUUGUAUCCUAUUCCACAUAAUGAAAGGGAGUGAUAACGCUGAACUUCCAGGAGGGAAGAACUUUUUUUUUAAUGUUCAGAACAGCUGGAAGCAGCAGGAAUGGGAAUUACCCUUUAUUUACAACUCCAUAAAAAAUGUACGAUUAGCGCUGACUAGCCAUCUUCAGAAUGGAGCUAAGGUGGCUUGUUCAGUUUCAUUGGUUUAUUGCAAAGCUUUCCUAGACUGAGCUUUCCUACUUGAGAGGCCGCCUGCUGCCAAUCACCCCCCCCCAAAGACCCC